Molecule: messenger RNA, 998 nt
Organism: Colletotrichum navitas
Lineage: Eukaryota; Fungi; Ascomycota; Sordariomycetes; Glomerellales; Glomerellaceae
Exons: 2
Coding region: 326-865 (179 amino acids)
Source: RefSeq, a predicted model, not a curated record
GACCCCCCUCCACACUGGGCCCCCAGCAGCGGUGCUCCCGCAUUCGGAAGGGCCUUCUCCAAGGCCUAUGACAUCACAGGUUCAGCUCAACCUGGCAAACACGAUCGCGGUUGCCAAACGAUGAGAUUUCACAUGUUGCAGGUGGCCUGCCUCAGGAAAGGGAGGAGGGCCUGGCUUCUGGCUUCUUCGUAGAUAAAUUGCAGCCCUCUUCCCAACCUCCAAAACUUCUUCCCAUAAUCAAUCACUUCACAGCUCAUUAGACCCAUCCCAAACCACCUAUUACCAAAUCAAUCCAUCAACUAAGUCCACCAAACAAACCAUCAUCAUGUCUGCCAACAACGACAACACCUCCACUCUCAAGUCCUACGUUGACUCUGCCACCGGCGCUGCCCAGAACAUGCUUGGCUCCAUUACCGGAAACACCGCCGACCAGAACAAGGGCGAGGCCAAACAGAACAAGGCACAGGUUGAGCAUGAUGCUUCCCACGCCACGGCCAAGCUUCCCGGCUUCACUGCUACCGCCCAGGGCGUAAGCAAGGACGACCCCGACCGUGCCAACGGUUCCUGGAAUCAGACUGUUGGCUCCGCCAAGGAGACUAUUGGUGGACUCGUUGGCUCCGAGAACCUCAAGCAGCAAGGCCGCGAGCAGAACCUUGAGGGCCAGUCGCAAGAGGCCAAGGGCCAGUUGAACGACUACACUUCUGGCAUCGGCAACCGUGUCCAGGGCACUCUCGGCAGUGCCGUGGCUGGCUUCACUGGUGAUAAGGCUGGCCAGGAGCAUUACCAGGGUAUGCACGACACUGGAAAGGCUCAGCAGCGCGGUGCCGAGCACGAUAUCCAGAAGCAGGCAGAGGCAAAGCAGUAAAUCAUGCAAUGCCACACGGUGUGUUAGUAUGAGCGACGGCUGGCGUAGUAAAGGAGAGAUAUGAAUUUGAUACCCCCUGCACGAGAGAACGCAUGCACCUAGUUAGCCCUUCAGGUAGACGACGAAUCAAACC